Molecule: messenger RNA, 2394 nt
Organism: Cyphellophora europaea CBS 101466
Lineage: Eukaryota; Fungi; Ascomycota; Eurotiomycetes; Chaetothyriales; Cyphellophoraceae
Exons: 1
Coding region: 1-2394 (797 amino acids)
Biological process (GO): arabinan catabolic process; xylan catabolic process
Cellular component (GO): plant-type cell wall
Molecular function (GO): alpha-L-arabinofuranosidase activity; xylan 1,4-beta-xylosidase activity
Source: RefSeq, a predicted model, not a curated record
AUGAAGCGUCAGACAUGGAGGUACGCAGCCGCCCUGGUACUGCUGACUUCAACGGCCGCUAGUGAACUGCUGCUGCAUGCGUACCCUGACUGCAGCGCUGGCCCAUUGGCAGCAAACGCCGUCUGCGACCAGUCCAAAACCAUUACGGAGCGCGCCACCGCGCUCAUCGGCGCCCUGACCCUCGAAGAGAAGGUGAACAUUACUGGCAACGUCUCACCGGGCGUGCCGCGCGUGGGCCUCCCGCCUUACCACUGGUGGAACGAAGCAUUGCACGGCGUGGCGCUAGCGCCGGGCACCACCUUCAGCGACGAAGGCGAGUUCUCGUACGCGACGUGCUUUCCGCAGCCUUAUACGAUGGGGGCGGCGUUUGACGACCAACUCGUCAGGGAUGUUGCAGGUGUCAUUAGCACUGAGGGCAGAGCUUUUAGCAAUGCCAGAAGGGCUGGCGUGAAUUUCUGGAGCCCGAAUCUCAAUCCCUUUAGGGAUCCGCGAUGGGGUCGUGGGCAGGAGGUGCCGAGUGAGGAUGUUUAUCAUACGAAGCAGUACGGUAAGGCUUUCAUACGGGGCAUGCAGGGUGAUGACCCGCAUCGCUGGAAGGUCAUGGCCACCUGCAAACAUGUGGCGGCCUACGAUCUCGAGAACUGGCAUGGCCGAGUUCGGUACGGGUUUGACGCCACGGUCUCAUCGCAGGAUCUUGCAGAGUACUACAUGCAGCCAUUCCAGAUGUGCGUGCGGGAUGAGAAGGUGGCGUCCCUCAUGUGCUCCUACAACGCGAUCAACGGAACGCCGGCUUGCGCCGACCCCUACCUGAUGAAGGAUAUCGUGCGAGACCAUUGGGAUUGGAAGGACGAGGGCACUUAUAUGGUCAGUGACUGCGGUGCAGUACGUUACGCUUACUCUGACCAUCACUUCCGGGGCUCUAGAGAAGAGAUGGUCACCGAGAGUCUCAAGAGUGGCAUUGACAUCGACUGCGGUUACUACUACCCCGAUUAUCUUGGCUCUGCCGUCCGACAAGGCCUGCUCAGCGAAGACGAUAUAAACCAGGCGUUGAUCCGAGCAUAUUCCGGCCUCAUUCGAACCGGGUUCUUCGACUUGGACAACCCGUACCGCUCCGUUUCCUGGGCUGAUGUCGGCACACCCGAGGCCGACCAACUCGCACUGCGCAUAGCCGAGGAAGGCGUUGUGCUGCUCAAAAACGGCGGCAUCCUCCCCUUACAGGUUCCCCAAGACCGCAACCUCACAAUCGCCGCCUUUGGCAGCUGGAUGAACGCCACCGUCGAGAUGCAGGGCAAUUACCAGGGCCUCGCCAAGUCCAUCAAGUCCCCGCUCGAAGCCCUCCAGGCCCUCGACAACGCCACCAUCCUCACGGCAAACUGGCAGCGCUCCAAAUAUGAGUUUGUCCAGACUGUUAAACCGGACGUCAUCGUCAUCGCCGACGGCAACCGCCUUCAGGACGCCAUGGAGACCGUCGACCGCGACCUCCUCGAAUGGCACGGCGAGAUGUCCGAUGUGGUCUCCUCUCUGAGCGGCCUAGGCAUCCCCAUCGUCGUCAUCAACAUGGGCGAACAGUGCGACAACGGGCCGUAUCUGCGCGACGAUGGCGUCAGCGCCGUGCUGUGGGCGGGCUACGGCGGCCAGGCGGGCGGCGAGGCCCUCGCCAAUAUCCUCACAGGCAAAGCUGCGCCAGCGGGCCGCUUGCCUGUCACGCAGUAUCCGACGGAAUACGUCUACAGCAUUGAUAUGACAGACAUGGCACUACGACCUGACCCACGGACCGGCAAGCCAGGCCGUACGUACCGCUGGUACGACAAUGCCACAUUGCCCUUUGGCUAUGGUUUGCACUACACGACCUUCUCCAUGUCGCUCGACAGCCCAGCUACGCUGCCAACGUCUUUCGCCAUCGCAGAUCUCAUAGCGCGAUGCGACACAAGCAAGCCGCUCGAUCUCUGUCCCUUCCACCCCUUUAACAACAAAAGCGACAGCAGAAGCAACGGUCUCGCCGCCACGGUGACCAACACCGGCACCACAUCAUCAGACUUCGUCGCCCUAGCCUUCAUCGCCGGUGAAUUCGGCCCGCAGCCGUACCCACGCAAGACACUGGUUGCGUACGAUCGGCUGCACGGCAUCACCGCGGGCGCCUCGCAGGCUGUGGACCUGCAGGUGUCGCUGGGCGGGCUGGCAAGGCACGAUGAGAGCGGGAACCAAGUGUUGUUCCCGGGGAAGUAUCGUUUGCUGCUGGAUGAGCCGAGUGUGGUGGCGUGGGAAUAUGAGCUUGUGGGGGAAGAGGCUGUGUUGGAUUUGUGGCCGCAGCCUAGGGGCGCGGGUGCUGGGAGGGUCCCGGAGAAGUCAGUGAAGCAGAGGGUCAGUAUGGGUGAGGUCCAUGGUGAGCUGUGA